Molecule: messenger RNA, 1149 nt
Organism: Schistocerca serialis cubense
Lineage: Eukaryota; Metazoa; Arthropoda; Insecta; Orthoptera; Acrididae
Exons: 7
Coding region: 1-909 (302 amino acids)
Source: RefSeq, a predicted model, not a curated record
AUGUCUGGUCAUGGUGGUGGCAAGGUGACAUCGUCUACACAGUUGGCUUCCAAGGAAUCUAAAUCUCUUCCAACUUCUCCAAGAACAGAUGAUGGAAUUUUCAAGGGUAGCAGGACGCAGAACGGACACCGAUCGAGAAAUGGAGUGGACAAAGAAUUCUACCACUGCCCCGGUUUCUGUGUACCAGGACGAAAACAUACUGAUAGAUACAGAACACCGCUGUACCGCAAAGAGGUGCUGUUCAAAUCGGCCGCACUCAGCCACGUGUCUGCUGAGGCAGAUGUAGAGACAGUGGAUGAUAACCACCAACAUAGAAGGCAGUUGGAUGAUCCCAGGUCCGCCACUGCCGGCAUACCGAGAACCCCUAUUUUGGUGGAAAGCCCAUCGGAGCUCAAGGGCGACAAUGCUGAGGCCGCUGUGGAAGUGUGUGCCGAUGUGGAGGAUGGGCAAAAAUUUCCAAAGCCUGCCGUUUCAGAUACUCCUGCCCAGGUCUGUGACGUGCCUCAGAAAGUUAUGGCAGUUGCAAAGAAGCUGACAUUUGACAUAUCUCCGUCACCGAGGAAAGUGAAAACAGCUGAAGUUACAUUGACGACCUGCAGUCGCACACCGCUGGCCCACGUCCCAGUGAAUAGCCGAAGUGAUACUCCAACCGGACCGAACGGCAACCGCCACGGCCGACGGACUUCUGCGAAGGCGCAGGGGCCGAUGUCGCCACUGCAGUUGCUCCACGUGCGGCAACGCCUGGCCGUGAAGCGGGCGUUGCAGCUCACUCGCAGGCAAAUGGAGGCAGAGGAGGAGAACUGUCCGCCUGUAGCUGUCGAGGGUGCCCACAGCGAGUUGGCAGCCCGGCCGAUAAAAAUUUCUGCACCUCCUACACUUGCUGCCAAGGAUAUGGCUCUUCGGUUUUGAUAUUUACACUGUGGCAGCGGAAAGAUUCUUGUGAUACUUUGUGUUUAUUCUUCUUAUCAGUGUCUGUCUAACAUGAAAAUUCUAUUUUUUGUAUGUUAAGUGUUGUAAACUGGUGGGGAGUAUUGAGUAAGAGGAUGAUUGUAGUGCAAUAUUAUCAAAGUACUCAUAUAAAUAUAUACAAAAUAUUAAAGCACUAAGCAUGAAUGACUGUAUAAUAAAUGAAGGAAGGUGUUAAUCUUG